This is a messenger RNA of Epithele typhae, 1086 nucleotides long. RefSeq names its product Pkinase-domain-containing protein. The transcript is spliced from 8 exons. Gene Ontology annotation, molecular function: ATP binding; protein serine/threonine kinase activity. Gene Ontology annotation, cellular component: protein kinase CK2 complex; cytosol; nucleus. Gene Ontology annotation, biological process: protein phosphorylation. Lineage: Eukaryota; Fungi; Basidiomycota; Agaricomycetes; Polyporales; Epitheliaceae. Bases 1 to 1086 code for a protein of 361 amino acids. The record is from RefSeq and is a predicted model, not a curated record.
AUGGCCCGAGUCUAUGCCGAUGUGAACGCUCGCUACGGCCCCAGUUGGUACGAUUAUGAGAGUUUGCGUAUCGAGUGGAAUGUCCCGGAUCGCUAUGAGAUUGUGGCGCGGUUGGGUGGCGGACGAUACUCGAACGUGUUUGAAGGCAUCGACUCCUCCAACGAGGAGCCAUGCGUCAUCAAGGUGCUGAAGAGCAUCGCAAAGAAGAAAAUCAAGAGGGAGAUCAAGAUCCUCCGUAACCUCGCCGGUGGACCCAACAUCAUCCGCCUCCUCGACGUCGUCCACGACCCACCGUCAAGGUCGAACAGCCUAAUCAUGGAGCACGUCCACAACGCGGAGUGGAAGGAUAUGUAUCAUAACCUCACGGAGAUGGAGACCAAAUUCUACAUAUUCCAAUUGCUCCGGGCGCUUGACUUCGUCCAUGCCCGCGGGAUCAUCCAUCGCGAUGUUAAGCCAGCCAACAUAAUGUUCGACAGGGAACGUCGUAAGCUUCGUCUAAUUGACUGGGGCCUCGCAGAGUUCUACCAUCCUGGGGUGGAGCUGCACACACGUGUGGCGUCACGGUAUUACAAAGGCCCAGAACUGCUCGUGGGCUACAAGCAUUAUGACUACAGCCUAGACAUUUGGAGUGUGGGCUGUAUUCUGGCUUCGAUGAUUUUCCGACGGGAGCACUUUUUCCGUGGACGUGACAACGAGGACCAGCUACUCAAAAUCGUCAAAGUGGUUGGAUCAGACGAUCUCGAGAAGUACCUGUCCGCAUAUCACCUGUAUCUGGAGGCGUUCAACGAAGACUUGACCCAGAAUUAUCCGAAGCAGCCCUGGACGAAGUUCGUUACACAGGACAACAGAUUAAAUGUUACCUCAGAGGGGAUCGACCUGCUGGACAAGAUGCUGCGCUUCGACCACCACGACAGAGUCACCGCAGCCGAAGCCUUGGCACAUUGCUACUUCAGUGCGUAUUCGCUGUUUCCGCACAACUCCGCAGUCGAGAUCCCACACCAUCUCUACAUGUUUAACGCCGUACGCCUCGAGACCCCAUCCAAUCUGGCAGAGUGCGUGAGCGAUUCCGGCUUCUAUUCGACGUGA